GGCAAGGGAAAUUUUUAAUAUUUAGAGCUGCCUGAAAAUGGCGCAGGCUGUCUCCUGGUAGUGAAUUCCCUCUUUCUGAGGAUUUUAAAGCACAAUGAGAAAGUUUUAAAGGAAAUUACUUUAUAAGCUUUCCAGAUUUGUGAUGUGUGUAUUUUCCUGGCCCCAUUCCUUUGCUCUGAAAACAAAUGCUGUUAAACAAACAUUUGUGAAGACGUGACGUGGGCCAGGUAUGUCUAGUGGCAGCCCGAGCCCUCACUGGAAGGCUCUUAGCUGUCUCCAGCAGCCGGCAACGCGGGAACUGUGGCAGCAGGAAGUCAAUGAGGACAAGCCCACAUCCUUAGAACUGCUAAGCAGGUGAGAAGAAACCCUGCCUGCUGCCCUGCUCAGCUUCCAGCUUCUUUCCUUCCUCCAGAACAAUCAGAAUCAUAGCUCAGCCUGUUCCUUCUACUGCCACUCAGGAAGAAUGGCAUUAGCUGUGGCCUGGCUCCUGUUCCUCCAGCUUGUUCUAGAGCCAAAUUUGGUUGUGGACUUCAGUCUGCAGUUUGCCGUCAAGGACUUCUAUGACUUACACACUGACUAUCCUAGAGUCAACUACCCACAAGGUUUUCAGGGCUACUGUAAUGGUCUGAUGGCCUAUGUACGCGGCAGAAAGGAAGACUUGUAUUGCCCAAAGAACCAUUAUGUGAUACAUGCCCCGGAGACAGAAAUUCACAAGUUCUGCAAGUACUGUGAGAACUUCUGUGAGAAUUACAAUGAAUACUGUACACUCACCCAGGACUCCUUCCCCCUCACAAUUUGCUCUUUGAUUACCAUGCAGCCACCCAGUGGCUGCCGCUACAAUGGCACCCUGACCAACCAAAGGCUCUACCUGCUCUGUUCCAGGAAGUAUGAUGCUGAACCAAUAGGUAUUAUAGGUCUCUACUAGGGAAAGGAGGUUUUCAUUGAGAACCACCCACUACUGCCUACCACAGAGCAGCCGGUCCUCAUUUCCAAAAUUCUGAUCCCUGGUACAAAGUUUCCUUUCUGAUUUUGAAGGUAAGCAGGGUUCCUUCCCAAGAGACCAAGGAGGUAGGAAAAAAAUGUCCAUAGCUUUGAUCACACUGCAAAGUCAUAACUGUCUUCUAGGCUCUUUCUAACUUCUUUACCUUCCCCCUCCCCCAUCAUCUUCCCUCUCCCACAGACAGUUCUUCCCACCCAAGAAGCUGACUGUAUCCAGUUGGCAGUGACUGUCCAUCCACUGGGCCAGAUACUGAAUCCUGGAUGGAGGCCCAGAGCCUCAGCUCACACCAUGGCAACAGGAACCCAGUUCAAUACUUCAACUCCCCAUCCCCAACACCUUUCUCUUUUCAGUCUUCCUCAUUUCCCUAUGGUUCCCUCCACUCACUCACCCACACUAUAGGUAUCUCUAGCAAUAGGAACCUUCCUGAGACCUUUAGGUUCAUUUCAGCCUCACUUCCCCUUAGUUCCCUGUCUGUUCCUCUCUAUGAAAUCAUGUUCUUCUCCUAACAUGUUCUUUUCUCCCUCCUUCCAUCAUGGAGCCCAGUGUCUCUCCCUAACCUUUCCAGCCUCCUUUUCCACAACUCUCACCUUGGCUCACUGUAAAAUUUCACAUUACUUUCCCUGAUCUAUCCCCCUAGACAUUCCUGCAACCUGUUCCUUCCCAAAGUUCCUCCUGAUGAUCCCCAAACUCUGGGAUCUGCUGCUGACAAGAUGGGUGACGUGGGCCUGGCUGUAGUUGCAGAAGGUUUCAAGGCCACAUCUGAGUUAUGUAAGA
Messenger RNA from Artibeus jamaicensis (Jamaican fruit-eating bat), 1774 nucleotides. RefSeq names its product ribonuclease A family member 13 (inactive) (gene RNASE13). The record is from RefSeq and is a predicted model, not a curated record. NCBI's taxonomy places the organism in Eukaryota, Metazoa, Chordata, Mammalia, Chiroptera, Phyllostomidae. The coding region runs from base 464 to 925 and encodes 153 amino acids. The transcript has 3 exons. Gene Ontology annotation, molecular function: nucleic acid binding.